Caenorhabditis angaria is the source of this 1690-nucleotide messenger RNA. Lineage: Eukaryota; Metazoa; Nematoda; Chromadorea; Rhabditida; Rhabditidae. The record is from the annotation of a GenBank genome assembly.
AUGCGAAUCAAUUGGAUACAACUUCAAAAAAUAACAUCGAAAAUGGAACCGAUUUUAUUGAAUAUUGCAGAGAAUAAGGAUUUUCAGUGGGUUUUUCGCAAAUAUUUUUUUUUCAGAAAAUUUAUUCAAUUUAGAGCGCUCUUUACACCACAACUGCAAAAACUUCGGGGAUUUUUCGAAUCUCGAGGAUUUGAAAUUCGAAUAGCUGGUGGAGCUGUAAGAGAUUUGUUGAUGAAUAUAAAACCGGCUGAUGUAGAUUUUGCUAGUACUGCCACGCCAACUCAAAUGAAGGUAUUUCUGAAAACUCUGAAUUUUAUAUUGAAAAUUGUUUUCAGGAAAUUUUCGAGGCCGAACAAAUUCGAAUGCUUCACAAACGAGGAGAAGAACAUGGAACAAUUACUUGCCGAAUUGAUGAUUGCGAAAAUUUCGAAGUGACAACACUCCGCGUUGACGUAGUUUGUGAUGGACGUCGUGCAAAAGUUGAAUUCACUGAAGAUUGGCAAUUGGAUGCGAAUCGACGAGAUUUGACAAUCAAUUCAUUGUUUUUAUCGCUGGAUGGAACUGUUGUUGAUUAUUUUGGUGGAAUUGGAGAUAUCAAAUCGAGAAGAGUUUGUUUUGUUGGUGAUGCGAGACAAAGAAUACAAGAAGAUUAUUUGAGAAUUUUGAGAUAUUUUCGAUUUUUUGGAAGAAUUUCGAAUACUUCUGAACAUGAAGAUGAUACAAUUUUGGCGAUUAUUGAAAAUAAAGAUGGGAUAAAAGGAAUUAGUGGAGAAAGAAUAUGGACGGAAUUGAAAAAGAUUGUGAUUGGAAGAAUGGCAUCAGAAGUUAUUUAUACUAUGAUAAAGGAGUGUAAAUUGAAUGUUUUAUUAGGUUUGCCAGAAGAAUGCAAUAUUGAACGAUUUAAAAUGGUUUGUUUUGUUUUUCUUUUUUGAAUCUUCAAAUUUUAUUUAUAAAAAUCUUUAGGUAUUCAAAAGAUUUGAAGGAAGUCUCGAUCCAAUGACAAUGAUUGCUUGUCUUUGCGAAGAAGUUGAAGAUAUUUCAAACUUUCAUAAAGUCACAAAAUUAUCCAACGAUGAACGAAAUACUGGUGAAUUUAUUCUAGAACACCGCAGAGAAGCUCAAGAAAAUUUGGAAAAUAUUGAUUUUUGGCAAGAUAAAAUUGUUGAUCUUGAACAAAGACCUGGACAUGAUCCAAGUUUGGAGAAACUUCGAAGAAGAGUUGUUCAAUUAGCAAAAAGUGUUGGAGCAAAUCGGGAGAUUUUGGAGAUUAUUGAGAAGUUUGAAUCACCGAAAUUCCCGAUUGAUGGAAAAGUUUUGAUGAGUUCUGGAAAUUUGAAAAAAGGUCCACAUGUUCGAAAUGUUUUGAUGUAUUUGUUCGAUUUAUGGAGACAGGUUAGUCAGUUUUGUUUUUCAUUCAUUCACAACAUUUUUUGGAAAUGUUUAAAAACUGGGAAGUUAUUUUUAAAAAUCUGAAGCUCCAAUGCACUUUGAAAAAUGCUUCACAUAUAUUUUCCACAUUUUUUUAUUUCGAUUUUUUUUAGUUUUCAAAAUUAUUAUUAUUGGUUUUAUUUUUAUUUUUUUAUAUUUUCAGAGCAAAUUCUCAAUGAGCCAAGAAGAAUUGCUCGAACAUACAAACGAUGGAAAUAUUCCAAUUCUCUCUAAAAAAUCAACUUCACCCAAACGUGUAUGA